GGAGUUAUUCGCGACACCAUGGCGGCGUCCACACGAGCCCAGGUGAUGUCCCUGUACAGGUUGAUGCUGGCGGAGAGCAGGAAGUUCCCCUCCUACAACUACAGGACCUAUGCACUGCGGCGGGUGCGUGAUGCCUUCAGGGCCAACAGGAAUGUGGAGGAUCCAAAAACGGUGGAGAGACUGGUGUUGGAGGGACGACAGACACUGGCACUGAUACAGAGACAGGUCGCCAUCGGGAAGAUGUUCGAGACGCAGAAGAUCGUGGUGGAGGAGAAAGCCCUCUGAUUGGCCGAAGAGGAGGAGGGGGAGGAGCUUAAAGGCACUGUCACCCAGCAACCAACAGGAAGUGACAUCAGAGACUGGAGCGACUCACUGCCCUGACAUCAUCACCGCCAACGACCAGCUGCUCCCUCCGAGACCCACAGCGCCGUUCGGUGGUGUGAAAUGCAUUCUGGGAGAUGUAGUGAAGCUGUGAAGUCUGUUUGGAGUUUUGUUGUUUUUUGUUUUUUUCUUCGUGGAUGCACCGAUCUGUCCCCGUCUCAUUUAGCAACAACGUGAUCUUUUUACGGCUUCAAAAAUGUUUGUUUUUUUUGGGUCGUUUUUGUUUUCUACCACGUUUUGUAGCUUUUCCAGUUCACAUUUUGGCACCAAAUUCUACUUUUGAAACCUUUUCCCCACGUGACCUGACGUAGGUUUCUGUAUGACGUCGUUUUUAGGCGUCAUACAGAUACAGAAAGUCACAAAAUAACACAAACAAACUGUAAGAUCGAGGCAGCGUUGGACCUACAACUCCUGAGUUCUGAGAGCUUAAAUUCUUGUUUUUGUCAAUGGAGUCUGGUGGCUUUGAAGAGAUGUGUUACAUAUGUACUACCACAGCAAAAAAAAUACUUUACCCACCUAAAUAUAUAAAUAUUAGGUUAAGUUUACGCUAUAUUUAGAAUAUUUUGACCUCUUUAUCUUGCUGUCAGACGGCUCUUUCCACCAGGAAAUGAAGCUGUUUUCUGUGCUUUCUUCAAAACCACCAGACUCCAUUGACGAAAUCAGCAAUUUUACCUCACAGAACCAAAGAUUGGCUGUUUUUUUGCGUCAUUGUGUAACUUUCUGAUUUACCAAGUUGGUUCAGAUCAGACAAAUAACAACACAAACACACUAACAACAACUCCUGUGUUCUAGCAGCUAAAAUUACUGUUUUUGUCAAUGGAGUCUGGUGGCUUUGAAGAGAUGAAUUGUAUUUCUACUGCUGUUAACUCCUUAUUUUACCCACCUAAAAAUGUCAAUAUCGGGUAAAGUUUAUGCUAUAUUUAGAAUAUUUUCACCUCUUUAUCUUGCUGUCAGACUCCAUUGACGAAAUCAGCAAUUUAACCUCAAUGAACUCAAGAUUGGCUGUUUUUUUUGUGUCAUUGUGUAACUUUGUGAUUCACCAAGUUGGUUCAGAUCAGACACACAAUAACACAAACAAACUAAGAAACAACUCCUGUGUUCUAGCAGCUAAAAUCACUGUUUUUGUCAAUGGAGUCUGGUGGUUUUAAAGCUGUUUGUACUGCUGUUAACUGCUUAUUUUACCCACCUAAAAAAUGUCAAUAUCAGGUUAAGUUUAUACUAUAUUUACAAUAUUUUCACCUCUUUAUCUUGCUGUCAGACGGCUCUUUCCAACAGGAAAUGAAGCUGUUUUCUGUGCUUUCUUCAAAACCUCCAGACUCCAUUGACAAAAUCAGCAAUUUUACCUCACAGAACCAGAGAUUGGCUGUUUUUUUGCAUCGUUGUGACUUUCUGAAUCAAACUUGUGUCGUCUGCAGCAGGAUAUUCUGUUGUGUGAUUUCUAAACUUGACAAAAUGACAAAUUCUGCAACUAGCUAUAAUUUUCUUUACCAAUAAAUCUGCCAAUUAUUUCCUUCAGUUAUCGAAGCAGCACAGAAGUGAAACAAUGUGCUGUUUAUUGAAGCCUCAUUGGUUCAGAUCAGACACUGAAAGUCACACAAUUACACAAACAAACCAACAAAAACUCUGUUCUAGCGGCUAAAAUUCCUGUUUUAGUCAAUGGAGUCUGGUGGCUUUGAAGAGAUGAAUUGUAUUUCUACUGCUGUUAACCCUGUUAACACUCAUUGAAAUACUUGCAAAUUCCAAAUUACAACCCUAGAGAAUAAUGGACGUAAAAUGUGUAAAAAAAAAACAUACGAAAAUAAUAUUUUGAGAAAAAAGUUUACGAGAUUAAAGUGGCAAAUGUGUAGAUUUAU
Molecule: messenger RNA, 2234 nt
Organism: Centropristis striata (black sea bass)
Lineage: Eukaryota; Metazoa; Chordata; Actinopteri; Perciformes; Serranidae
Gene: lyrm4b
Product: LYR motif-containing protein 4B
Exons: 3
Coding region: 19-285 (88 amino acids)
Biological process (GO): iron-sulfur cluster assembly
Cellular component (GO): L-cysteine desulfurase complex; mitochondrion
Source: RefSeq, a predicted model, not a curated record